CAGUCCCUGAAAGCAACACUCACCCGGGGAAGUCCCUGAAGUAGUCAUAAUCCUCGACAGUCCGUGAAGGCAGCACCGGCACGCAGAGGAGAAGCAAACAUGGCGGACGCGGUGUCCAGCAGUGACCUUCAGGCUAUGAAACCUCCAUCCAAACGUAGACGCAUCCUCAACCCUUCGGCGAUCGUCCCCGUCCCCGUCUACUCCAGCAGGGUGAGCAGCAGCCUGCAGCUGAAGCCCACAGCAGCAAUGUUCACUGAGAAGAACCGCUCAGAUGAUGGUGCAGAUGACAGCAUGUGGGAGGAGUUUUCCUCACGAAAACCCCUGGUGCCGUUCGUUGAGCUCAGUGACUCUGAGGAUGAAUCAGAACCUCACCAGCACCAGUCAGGACCUUCAAAGAAACAAGUAGAAAACCCUCGCUGUCCUUCUCCUCCUCCACCUGUGAGUCCGGUCCAGAAACAGUCCAACAAGGCCAAACAGAAGAUCAAUGAGCUCAACAGGAAGCUCCGAGCCGUCAGCUCCACCCUGUCCCCGAUGCCUCGGAACCGGAGGACCAGACAGUGCCGGACCCAGGCGUCACACCCAGAUGAUGACGAUGAUGAUGUCAUCUUCGUGAGCCCAAUGUACAGCUCCGACUCGCUUCGUGAGAUUCCCCUGAAGAUCCGCUGCCGAACAGACGUUCACAAAGUUCUGGUUCUGCCGUCAACUCGGCUCAGUGACGUUGUGAGUCAGCUGUCCAUCAUCCUGAAGGUCCCGCCCCCUCGCCUCCUCCUGCUGAAGGAGGAGCUGGAGCUUCCCACAGACUCCUCGGUUGGCCAGCUGGGCCUCAGCAUCGCAGACAUUAUAGAAUGCAUCGUGACACCAGCAGAAGAUCCCAGCAGCAGCAUCACUGUGAAGCUGCAGAGCAAAGACAGAGACUCCUGCCAGGAGUUCUCCAUCCACAGGGAGGUGCCGCUGAGCUCCAUCUUCUCCCAGUACCUGUCAAAACUACCUGCCAGGGCUCACAGGAAGGUCCGAUUCCAUUUUGACGGCUCCAAGGUGACGGGCUGCCAGACGCCGGCUCAGCUGGACCUGGAGGACGGAGACAUCAUUGAAGUUUGGACCUAAGAGCAAAAGCAGUGUCCCUGAGUUGGUUCUUCUGAACAGUUCUAGUACAGUUUUUCUGUAAGCAGGGUUCUGACUCUGAAGCUGCUUUUUCUUUGUUUGUAGUGAUAAUAAAUGUAGUUAUUGGGCCGGAGAAGACGGGUUCCGGUCUUUCUUCACAUGUUUGGCCACAAAAUAAUUAGUUUGUGUUUGUGAAUAAAGAUUAUUGACAUUAAA
Messenger RNA from Girardinichthys multiradiatus, 1317 nucleotides. Its product is annotated as NFATC2-interacting protein-like. The transcript has 9 exons. The record is from RefSeq and is a predicted model, not a curated record. Lineage: Eukaryota; Metazoa; Chordata; Actinopteri; Cyprinodontiformes; Goodeidae. Bases 100 to 1104 code for a protein of 334 amino acids. Gene Ontology annotation, biological process: cytokine production; positive regulation of transcription by RNA polymerase II.